GUUUUUUUCAAGUCAGCUUAAUAUCUUGAAAAGAAAAAAACAAAAUUACAUAUAAUAAUUGUCUUAUAGAAAAAAUAGAGAUAUAUUAUCCAAUACCCUCUAGAAAUAUUUCGCUCAAAAUCUCGUAAAAUGAAGCUCUCUUACACUCUAAUUUUGGCUAUAAAUUUAGCCCUUUUCACUGCUAGUUCCGUUGCCACACCAAUUGGAAACAUAGAAAAUGGUGUUAUUAAUAAAAGAGGCAAUGAGGAUGAACCAAAAAUUCCUCCACCUCCUCCUGGUAAAUUUCCUGAUGGCCCCAAAGGUGUAGAUUUUGAUGGACUAAAAGGUCCCAAGGGUAAAGAUUUCGAUGGCCCAAAAGGUUCAAAAGGUCCAAAGGGUAAAGAUUUCGAUGGUCCAAAAGGCGAAGAUUUCGAUGGUCCAAAAGGUCCCGGUCCUAAAGAUGGACCAAAAUUUCCCCCUAAAGCAAAAUAAAUAAAAUAUUAAUCUAAAAAAAUAUAAUUUUAUAGUAUGUCAUUAAUUAUGUAUCGUAUCGUAUUCUAUUAAUAAAAUCGUAUAUUUAUUUCAAAUUAAAUUGUCAUGAUACAUGGUU
This is a messenger RNA of Rhizophagus irregularis DAOM 181602=DAOM 197198, 589 nucleotides long. RefSeq lists its product as uncharacterized. Gene Ontology annotation, cellular component: extracellular matrix. Lineage: Eukaryota; Fungi; Glomeromycota; Glomeromycetes; Glomerales; Glomeraceae. The record is from RefSeq and is a predicted model, not a curated record.